Molecule: messenger RNA, 876 nt
Organism: Truncatella angustata
Lineage: Eukaryota; Fungi; Ascomycota; Sordariomycetes; Amphisphaeriales; Sporocadaceae
Exons: 4
Coding region: 1-876 (291 amino acids)
Source: RefSeq, a predicted model, not a curated record
AUGGAAAACCAGACCACAUCCUUGGACAUAGAACUAGGAAUCGUUGGCUCUACUAGUGUCCCAACUGAAGCGUCUCUUCGUGAGCUCUUUACAAGUCAAAUCAGCAGGAGAGUUGCUCAAUUUCGAAAGUUUUCGAAGAACUUCAAAUCCCCCCAAGACAGCAAAAAGAAAGUCCAAAUUGAGGAUUACCGGAGAGGAUACCCUCGAUUUUCGGCACUCAUGGCAUCACACGGGUCUUUCCAUGUUUUCCGCCGUUUCACACACCUACGCGUCAGGCUGCUGCUAAUGAAGCAGAACAAGCUAAGUAUAUUGGAGAAGAAACUUGACAAGAUCGAUCAUGAUGAACCGUCCCCGAUGUUCUUGGCAUCUCACAACAUGGACCAGAGUGCAGAGCGUGCAGCGGUGCUCUCGGAAAUCGAGGAAGCUCUAGUGGUAUACGGUUCUUUUAAAAUCCAAGCCCGAAAUCUCGAAAAUUGGCUUGAAGGCAACCCCUGUAUUGCUAGGGAAGAAACAAAGUUUCUAAGUCGCGAAGAAGAUUUGCUUACCGUUGCCGCUGUUGAUGACGGCGUGCUUCACUGGUUGGAGCAUAUGGUAUCAACUGUCCUGACCUCCUUUGACAAGUGGCGUCGGGAAAAUAAGUCGGAUGAUUCUUUGGUGCAUGUCUUCCCUCAAAACUUUACCGACAAGGCGACCCGUGUGCUCCUGACACCUUUAGUUAUCUUUUUAUUAUUGACGCCUGUUGUGAUAUGCAACGCAAUGAGUAAUUCAACCAGUAGAGUAAUAAUCCUGGUGAUGGCGGCAAUUGCAUUUAUCACUGCACUCUCUCUCUCAACAAAGUCGAAGCCAAUUGACCUGAUUACGUGUAGCGCGACGUAG